Molecule: messenger RNA, 7578 nt
Organism: Thamnophis elegans (Western terrestrial garter snake)
Lineage: Eukaryota; Metazoa; Chordata; Lepidosauria; Squamata; Natricidae
Product: disintegrin and metalloproteinase domain-containing protein 19-like
Exons: 22
Coding region: 1-2544 (847 amino acids)
Biological process (GO): membrane protein ectodomain proteolysis
Molecular function (GO): metalloendopeptidase activity
Source: RefSeq, a predicted model, not a curated record
AUGGUAGAAGUUGAUGCUGCCAAAGUAUAUUUACAAUGCAUGUCCAGGGAUCUCUUUGCACCAGACUACACUGAAACUCAUUAUACCAAAACUGGAACAGCCCAAACCAUCUGCUUGAACAAAACAGAUAAUUGCUUUUACCAUGGUCGAGUGAGGGCCAUUCGUGAAUCAAGUGUGGUGCUCAGCACAUGCAAAGGUCUACGUGGCCUUAUAGUUAUAAGCAACAACCUCAGUUACGUCUUAGAACCUCUUCCUGAUAGCCAGGAGCAUCACUUCAUCUACAGGUCUGAGCAUCUCAAAGUUCCUCACGGAAGCUGUGGAAAUGAGCAUUUGGAGUCAAAGGUGACAGAUUGGCUUGCAGAGUUGACAGGCCGAACCGAACCCCAUUAUCACAGGGUGAAGAGGGAUGAUCAACAAUCAAUGAAAUAUGUGGAGCUUCUAUUAGUAGCUGAUUAUGCAGAAUUUCAGAAAAAUAAAUAUGAUCUUCAAGCAACCAAGAAUAAAUUAGUGGAAGCUGCCAAUUAUGUAGAUAAAUUCUACAGGUCAUUUAAUAUACGGAUUGCUCUGGUUGGACUUGAAAUCUGGAAUGAUUACAAUAAGUGUGAUAUCUCUGCGAACCCACAUUCAACGCUUUGGUCAUUUCUUGCUUGGCGGCGCAGAUUACUAAUAAAUAAAAAGCAUGACAAUGCCCAGUUGAUUACUGGGAUGUCCUUCCAUGGUACUACUAUUGGCUUGGCCCCUCUGAUGGCCAUGUGUUCAUCUUAUCAGUCUGGAGGAGUAAAUAUGGAUCACUCUGAAAAUGCCAUUGGAGUUGCUGCCACUAUGGCCCAUGAGAUGGGCCACAACUUUGGCAUGAGUCAUGAUUCAGUUGGCUGCUGCUCUGCCAGUCCCCGAGAUGGAGGAUGUAUUAUGGCUGCUGCAACAGGGGCACCCUUCCCCAGAGUCUUCAACGAAUGCAAUAGGAAAGAGCUGGAACGAUAUUUGCAAUCUGGUGGUGGGAUGUGUCUUUACAAUAUGCCAGAUACAAGGACCUUAUAUGGAGGACAGAAGUGUGGAAAUGGGUAUCUGGAAGAAGGGGAAGAAUGUGAUUGUGGAGAAGUGGAGGAAUGUCAGAAUCCUUGUUGCAAUGCUGCUAAUUGCACUCUGAAGCAGGGCGCUGAGUGUGCGCAUGGAACUUGCUGUCACAAAUGCAAGUUGGUUUCACCUGGAACUCUUUGCCGGGAACAGGAGAGAACAUGCGACUUACCGGAAUACUGUUCGGGCAAAUCACCAUUUUGCCCUGCAAACUUCUAUCAGAUGGACGGUACCCCAUGCGAGGAUGGCAGGGCAUAUUGCUACAAUGGAAUGUGUCUGACGUACGAGCAACAAUGUUUGCAGCUUUGGGGAUAUGGAGCAAGGCCAGCCCCCGACCUUUGCUUUGAGAGAGUUAAUGCUGCCGGAGAUUCCUAUGGGAACUGUGGGAAGGAUAUCAGUGGGAACUACAGGAAGUGCGACACAAGAAAUGCUAAAUGUGGCAAGAUACAGUGCCAAAGUUCUGCUUCCAAGCCUCUGGAGUCCAAUGCUGUUGCAAUUGAUACAACUAUCAAAUUAAAUGGAAGAGUAAUUCAUUGUCGUGGGACCCACGUCUAUCGAAAUGAAGAAGAUGAAGGAGAUAUAUUAGACCCAGGACUUGUGAUGACGGGAACCAAAUGCGGUGACAAUCAUGUGUGCUUUGAGGGCCACUGUCAGAAUACCUCCUUCUUUGAUAGUGGACAUUGUGGGAAAAAGUGCAAUGGCCAUGGAAUUUGCAACAAUAAUCACAACUGCCAUUGUUUCAGUGGAUGGGCACCUCCAUUUUGUGAGAAACCUGGAAAGGGAGGAAGCCUGGACAGUGGCCCCAUGCUUGAGAAAAGUCCUAUUCCAAUCAUCAUAGGUGUCCUGGUUUCUGUCUUGCUUUUGACUUUAAUUGGAAUAGCUUUUUGCUGUUACAAAUGGAGAGCCAAACUUGUGCCAAUUAAGAAGGCUAUCUUUGCUCCCAAGAAAACCGAACAGUCCAGCAUACCUCCUCCCAUUCAGAAGGAAGUGAAUGGACAUGCCAACCCAGCAUUCAAAUUGAAAACUCCACAAGGACAGAGAAAGAUUACUGAUAUACAGAAUGUGCUCUCAAAAUCUGAAGUGCUAUACUGCGAGCCACCUGCAGAGCUCAAGAGACAGGGGAAGCCACCACCUCCAGCUGUUCCAGCUAACUACGCAAAGAAAUCCCCCUUUCUAGAACAUGGUACUGAGGAGAAGCAUUUGCCAAAACGAACUCCACCGAACAGGCCCGCACCUCCACCUCCGAAAGUCAUGGUUCAGCAGGAUUCUUCCCGACUAAAACCACCUCAGAGAGCACUUCCAGCUAAUCCAGUCCCUUCAAGCCACAGGACGGGGUUGUCCAAAGUGAAUACAGGAGCAAUACCACCCUAUGGCACUUUAAGGAAUACAGGAAUACAGAAUGCAGUCUUGGCAGAGAAUCGAGCCAUAAGAAAUCCUGGAGCUGCAAAUAUUCAGAAGUUUAGAAGCUGAAAUUUGUCCUCUGGUUCUAAAAUCUGCAUCAAUUCCAUUUGGAAUUUUCAAGAGCUUUGUUUCAUUUUGUACAAGUCUCAGGCCUUAAGUAAUUGAGGCCAAUUUCAGAGCAACCUUUAGGAAAGGAUCUCUAUUUUGUGGCAUGGAUUGAUGCAAUUCUCUAGAAACGGUCUAGAGAUAUCCCAGUACAUACCAAGGACCUUUCUCCAUUACAUUUGUUUGUUUCAAUUGGCAUGCAGAAGGAAGCAGAGGACUUAAUUACUCAUGUAAUUCAUGGUUGCAACAAUAGACAGAUUGAUUAAUCAACAUUGCAUAAUGGAAUCAACAUAUCUAUCUCUGAACACUUUCUGGAACAAAAUCUGAAGUCUUUGAAAGAAGAAAGAAAUGUGAUGCCCUAAGAUCAUCUCAUGCUGGUGAGAGAUCCUCCCAAGCUACUUUAGAUCAAAUAGAAGAGAUUCCCAAUUUGAAGAAUGUUGCUGUAUGUGCAUUUAAGAGAAGAAUUUUCUUUCCCUUUAAGGAACCUUCUUAUAUACUGUAUAUUCAAUCUCUUAUAUUCUUCUAUGGCGUCAGAUUUCAGUUCGAAGUUUUUUCAGUCCACACUUUUCAGAAUUUAGAAAUUUUAGCAACGUAAGUGCAGUGAGUCCAUAUUUUGCCUUGAACUUCCACGAUCUUCUGAGGCAUACUCAGGUCUAUUUGCCUUGGAAUUGUAACAAGUCCUGGCCAGUGUUCAAGGGUGUUUUUGUGAUAGCAAAUUUUUACCUUCAACCUUCAACAGGUCUUGACGCUGUUUCUUCUCAGCUGUUAUUUGCUUCAGAUGUCUUAUGUAUCUCUGAAAUGCAACUUUGGGAAGGGAUCACUGAGCUUUCCUCAAGUGUUACAUGAGGUAAUUUCAAUAGAAAGUGAAGAAUGGAGAGAUGCUUCUAAUAUGACACCCAUCUCUAUGCCAAAAGAAAACACGUUAAAGGAAUUUCAUAAACCUUUUAUAUGAAGAGGGAAGUGGGCUGUUUUAGAGGGACUAGAAUAGAGGAGAAAAUUACAAAAAUUAGGUUGGAUUUUAUCAUGCAUGGGGUGGGGGCAGAAUUUUUUUCUGGGUUUUUUUUAUAGGUGAGGUAGGGUAGGUUUUUAAACGUAUUGUGCCUAUUUUAGGUAAUAUUAGAAUUUAUUUAUUAUCUGGUCUUGAAACAAUAUUUUACGGUACAGUUGAAGAAGGUGCAAGAAAGAGACUUUUAAAAAUUACUUUGCUCUGAAGGAUGUAGCAAACCCUUGUCCCAAUAUCCCGUGGUGUGCUGAAGCUGGUUUGUGCUGGCUCACGAGAGCCAAUUGUUACAUUUUCUUGAAUUUUGUGAGCUAGUGGAGACCAGAACUCUGAACUGCUGUCCCUACAGUACACACCAAUCAUCAUUUGCCCACAUGUCAGUACCCAUUUCUCACAUACCAGGAGAUGCUCAUUGAUUUUGCUGCAUGGACUUUACCUUCAUGAGGACAAAAAAAGAUGAGAGACUAUUCAGGGUCCACACAGUGUUUUUGUCACUGCUGCCCCUCUCUGCUUAAGGUAGUUUUUUUUUUAAUGUAUUUAUCUUUCCUAUAUAGACUGGGCUUAUUCACUUCAAACAUUUGGAAAUGUCCUUAAUGUAGCUAGUACUUUUUUAUACUUUCUAAAUUGGCAUUGGCAUAAAGAAUACAAUAAAUUUAUAAUAAGAACAAAGUCAUCUGAUAAAGUACCACAGUAACCUUUAUAACACCAUUAUAAUGGGGAAUUUCCUGAUUAAAAUGUAAUGCAGAGCUAUGUAUAAGUGUCCCAUUGAUCAGUGUUUAUUUAAAGGUUGUUAUCUUACUCAUCCCGCAUUCAAAGUUUUAUAGGUUUCUCAUUCCAAUUCAUCAGGGGAUACCUAAUGAUCCAGCUUAAUUAGACAUUCACCACAAUUCAUGAAGCUCAAAAUAGGUUUUUUUGAGCAGUUGAUGAAAGUCUAUUGUUUGUCUAACUGUGCUCCACAAGUUGUCUUUGCACUUUAAGCAACCUUGAAUUGUAGUGAUAAUCAAUUGUAACACUGAGGCAUAGCCAAGGCUUCACAAAUGUUCUCAGGUUUUAAGUGGUGCUUCCUUUAUCCUGUGGAUAUUUUUUUUUUCAGUUUGCUUUGCAAUAUGUUGGUGCUAAAGAAAUGCUGUUUGGUUUCUGAUGAUGUAAAAUCGCCAUGGUUAGUCUAUGUGAUAUAUAGAGCCACAGUGCAUAUAAUGUUAGUGUAGUACAACUCCAGUUGUAACUAUAAGCAUCUGAACUGUGACAGACUAUAAUCCAAUUACGCCAUAUGCUAGUUCAAGAGUCCAUACAGAAAUCUAAAAUUAUCUUCCUGAAAGUAUGAUUUCAAAUUGGGCAUUAGCUUCUUUUGAUUAAUGCUGGGCUUAUCAAAUAGUAUUUUAAUUGCAUACCUACAUUGCCAGAGUACAAAGUAAUAUUGUAUGUUUAUGUUUCAUACUGAAUAUGUAGCUACAAGAAGAGCAAAUCUUUCCCAUGAUCUUUCUAUGAUGCUCAUUACUUCCUAGCAAAACUGAAUAGUUAUUUGUAAUACGAAUGAAGAGUUUUGUAGUCCCUUUAUAUUUAAAUUCUUCUGAACGAAGUGUAUUUGUAGAAAUGUGUACAGAAUAGGAAAGGUUGCAAUUUUUGCUCAAAACAAAAUAGGUUUUCUCAAUACACACUUGAACAUGUGCUAGAACAGGGGUGUCAAACUUGAUUACAUUGACGGCUGCAUGAGGGUUGUGUUUGACCUCAAGGGCCCCUGUGGCGGCCUGAGCACUUUACCAGUGAAAACCGGCUCCCAAACUCCGUUUUCACCUGUGACGGCAUCCUGCAACCCUCUGCCAGCAAAAAUUGAACUCGGGAGGGCCGUCCAUAGCCCUCGCGAGCUCCGUUUUCUCUGGCAGAGGCACCAUGUGCUAGUCCUGCGCUGUUUCCAGAACAGCCCCAUGGACCGGAUCUAAGCACCCUACAGGUUGAAUUUGGCCCCUGGGCCUUGAGUUUGACACCCCUGUGCUAGAAAAUAGUUUCAUUCUGUUGGGCAAAGCUUGAAACUGUUAAAAGUAUUCUGAUCGUAGGAUUUAGUGGGAACUCUAAAUCAACCUAUUUCCCUAUUUUUCAUGCCAGAGAGUUACAAUCAUUUAUAGAUUAGCAUUUCAUGCCAAGUUUUUGGUAGAAAAUUUGAUCAAGUAAAAAACCCCACACACUUUUUAAAAAGCAUUAAGUCCAGAGAGGAAACAAGCAACAGAGUUCUGCUUUAACCAUGUACCCUUUCUAUCCCACAACCCACUUCCACAUCUGCUUAUCCGGUAUGAAUAAUAAUAGCAAGAGCAUCACUUAAUCCUCGCUAGUUUAUCGAUAUGCUGAAAAAGUUGAGAAAAAGGAAUCCAGGCAUAAGCCACAAAGUAAUAUCCGAGCUGCAGUUCUCAGAACAGGUAAAGUGCUGAAAAUGACUCAAAGCUAUCAGCAUAAUUUCACACUCAGAACAAACUGCUAUGUUUUGCUAUAACCAAACUCUUGAACCAAACAACUAUUUUGUUCCAUGUUUGCAAUAGCUGAAAUGAUCAUUUUUAAAGCCAAAGUAUUUUGUGCAUUCCUAGUUGCCUGUUUCAAACUCACACCAAUUUAGCAACUCUUUAACAAUAGGAAAGUAGCUAGAAAGUGCAGCUAUCAUACAGUUAUUCUUGGUCCUUUGAAGAGGAUAGAUAGAUUUUCAAUACAAUCACUAUAAUGACAUUCAAAAUUAUAGCUGCAGGAGUUGAAGCUUUGCUGCAGCCUUAUCAUGUCAUGACUGCCUUAAUGAAAUUCAAACAUAUCCUACAUUCUCAGUCUUCCAUAAUCUGAAAAUCUGUUUCCAAAACUUUGCAGAAUCCUCUUGAAAAUAUUUUAUUGAGGUAGGUGAAGACACAAAAAAAAUCAAAUUCUUAAUUUAGCACUGCUUUGAGUAAAUGUGCACUUUUCUUCCACUAACCUUUAUUUGGCCUAUUUCAUAUUGCUCCAAGGUGUCUGUAUUUCCAAGAAUAUUUUACAACGAAAAAAUAAUCUUUUCAAUCAGAUUGCCAGUUCUUAAAAGUUACUUCCUCAUACAUUCUAAAAUUGGCAUCCUGCUCCCUUCUUACUGGUGCAGGAAUACAACUAUGUCUUCCUCCUCUACCUCUUGGGCAUUUCCUUGUGUGAUAAUGGGAAAGAGAAAAACUCUGCUCCUACAGUUACUGCAUGAUUAAGGGAAUGUUGGUACAUCUCAUAACUAUGUUCUAGAGCAGGGUUCCCUAACCCCUAGUCUGUGGAUCUGCACUGGUCUGUAGCAUGUCAGAAAUUGAACCGCUGAAACAGGUAAAGACUCGUACACGAGAUACAGACAGCACGCAAAUCCAUGACCCACCCAGUCCGCGGAAAAACCUCUCUCCACAGAAAUGGUCCCUGGUGCUCAAAAGUUUGAGGGCCACUGUUCUAGAGGAGCCUUUUCAAAUGCAGAAAAUGACAGUCUCAACUACAGUAUAUGCCUUAAUACUAAUAAUACUUCACAUAAUUGUUUUUUCAUAUGCAUGGCAUAGAUUGGGAGGAAAAUGUUACAUGUGGUUACAGCUCAAUACAGAUUGUACUUCUAAAAUCCCAUGGAGCUUAUUUCCAAGUUUAAUAAACACUAGAGCUGUGCAGUGCUUUGGAUUCAAAGGCAAAAGGCAAGAUCAGGAUUCACCAAAUUAAGGGAGGGAAGGAGGGAGAGGCAAAAUGGAACAUUUUCCAAACCAUGCAUUAUCUGGAGAUGAUCAUUGCUGCAUGAUCACAGAAAAGAUAUAUUUGACUAAAUGAAUUUCAAUGUGCCUUUUUUGCCUUUAUAACUGAAGUACCGUACAAUCCUAGACUGCACGAUAACAAUGUCCACACAAAAUAUUUUGAAGAAGCAUGUUUUACCAUGUCUCACCACUUUGCUUUGGAGUUUACAAUAUGAUUUUUGUGUACCUUUACAAAUUGUACAUAUACAAAUACUUGAACAAUGCAGUUUGUUGUGCCUUUUGCCUAGA